CACGGCAGCACGGCGCCACAUUCACACGAGUAGUGCCCGAACGCGACGCGACGCGACGCGACGCGCCACCCGAGUAGCCGACCGCGGCGCCGCGAACCGCCAACUCCGCGAACGAACGACGAGCCCGCAUUCACUCGCGGGACCGACCGCGACCUCCGCGACGAACCGCGCGCCCCACCGCGGCCAUGACCGUGGGGAAGAAGGGAGAGACGUCCUCGUCGACGACCUCGUCGACGGCGGCCGCCACCAGCAAGACGGUGGUGUCGUCGUCGACGGCCUCGUCCAGCUCGACGAGUAAGGUGGCCAAGGCCUCGACGGCGAGCUCGAGGACCGCCAGCUCGCCGCAGCCCGCCAGGAAGCAUGUCACGUCCACCACCACGACCACCGUCGGCGAGGUGACGACGGUCAACGGCAAGCCGGUGGGCAUCACCACGACCAUCGUCAGCAACGGCGGCGCCCUGGACGCCGGCGCCGGCACCGUGGUCACCAGGACCACGAAGCGCGUGACCGGCGGCACCACCAGCAGCGUCACCACCAGCUCCAAGGUGGUGGAGACCGUGUCCAGCUCCGUGCUGCGCUCCUCCAGCAGCAGCCACGUGGUGAGCCAGUCCACCGUCGCGGGGGUCUCGGGCACCGCGACCGGCGCCAUCACGUCUUCCAGCCACGGCGGCGGCCUCGGCGGCGGCAGCACCUCCUUCACCUCGGUGACCACCACCACGGGCAAGCAGGAGGGCCGCGUGGACCCCGGCGCCAGGGGGAUGCCCGUGGCCGGCAAGCCUUCCGUCGCGGCCACCAAGGCCACCACGUACCACAUGCUGGGCGGCGACGGCGGCAGCGUCACCAUCACCGACGUCACCGACGUCGUCCUGCCCAGGGCCCAGCACGCCUCCAGCCACCAAGAGGCGUCCUCGUCCUCCAAGAUGUCUUCCUCCAAGAUGUCGUCCUCCAUGUCCUCGUCCAGCCAGCGCGUCGUGCAGUCCAGCGACUUCCUGCAGCAGGAGAAGCAGGGCUCUUCCGAGGCCGUGUCGCUGCAGGCCUUGUCCUCCGCCAAGGCGGAGGCCGCGUCCUCCAGCAGGGCGUCCAACCUCAAGGCCGCCGACGCGUCCACCUCCCUCAUCCAGAUGGAGAAGUCCUCGUCCGUGCUCGGGGGGUCCUCCUCCUCCAGCAAGGCGGAGUCGUCUUCCAAACCCAGGACGACCACCCUGGCCGCGGGGCUGCCGGCUGGGUCCACCGAGACCACCUCGGUGACACUGCUGGACAGCAAGCAGUCCGGAGCCUCGCUGGCGGGGCUCACCACCUCCAUCACCAAGACGUCGUCGUCGUCCUCAUCGUCCAAACAGAUUUCAUCCAGCACCAAAAUGUCCUCGUCGAGUCACCAAGUCUUCGAGUCCGGCUCCAUGGUGGGCGGCACCUCCACGAGCCUCGUACAGCACGGCGCCGACGCCAAGUCCAGCAGCACCGGGGUCGUCAAGUCCUCCAGCACGACCGGGAUGUCCUCCAGCAAGACGUCCAUGUCUUCCAGCCAGGUCGUGCAGUCCUCCACGACCAACGAGUCCCUUAAGCAGAUCUCGAGCGAGUCCGUCAAGCAGAGCUCCAGCAGGUCCACCAUGCUGGACGAGAAGGUGUCCAGCAAGACCACAGCGGACGGCUCGCUCAAGCAGACGGCCGUCAUGUCCUCCAACCGCGAACAGGCGGCCGUGGCGACGACGCCCACCCCGGCCGCGGGGAAGCCGAGCGUGUCGGCCAGCAGCUCGCAGCAGGUGUCCGUCGUGACGUCCUCCACGAGCAGCAGCACUGUGAAGGAGCAGGCCUCCGCGAACCUCAAGACGAGCAAGACGAGCAAGACCACCACCACGAAGCAGGAGGCCGCCAAGGAACAGUGCAUCUGCGAAAUCUGCACCUGCGGGCGCCACCGCUGCCCGCACACGGCCGGCCAGGAGGACAGCCCGCUCAAGCCCAGCGACGCCACGUUCGAGAGCGUGACCCACGCCCGGGAGGCGUACCACGCCUGGGACCUGCACCAGGUGGAGCGGCCCCGGCUGCAGCGCGCGCACACGCAGCUCACGCUCCCUGACGGCGUGGUCCACAGCGAGACCGCCUACCGCCAGGACUACGACGAGAAGAAGGCCGAGAGGCAGACCAGGUUCCACCAUGAGGACCACCUGUACCUGGAGGGCGACUUCACCGGCGAGCGCAGGAACGACUGGGCCACGAAGGGCGAGCGCGCUCCCGUCAAGAAGCCUCAGGACAACCUCCGCCAGGAAGGCGACUUCGCGAAGCGCGAGCUGUCGCCCGUUCGACCCGGGGAGCGCAUGCCCGUCGUGAAGCACCCCGACAACCUGAAGCUCGAGGGUGACUUCGCGCAGCGGGAGAGAACGCCUGUCGGGCCGGGCGAGCGGGCGCCCAUUGUAAGGCGGCCCGACAACCUCAAGCAGGAGGGCGACUUCGCGAAGCGCGAGCUCUCGCCCGUCCGGACAGGCGAGCGCAUGCCCGUCGUGAAGCACCCCGACAACCUGAAGCUCGAAGGAGACUUCGCGCAGCGGGAGAGGACCCCUGUCGGCCCAGGCGAGCGCGCGCCCAUCGUGAAGAGGCCCGACAACCUGAAAAUGGAGGGAGACUUCGCGCAGCGAGAGCGCACCCCCGUCGGCCCCGGCGAGCGGGCGCCGAUCGUCAAACGCCCGGACAACCUUCGCCAGGAAGGCGACUUCGCGAAGCGCGAACUGUCCCCCGUGCGGACCGGCGAGCGCAUGCCCAUCGUGAAGCACCCCGACAACCUGAAGCUCGAGGGCGACUUCGCGCAGCGGGACCGCACGCCGGUGCAGCCCGGGGAGCGGCCCAAGGCCGUCAGGCCCAGCGACAACCUGCGCAUGGAGGGCGACUUCACCGGUGAGAGGACCGUCGUCACGGACUUCUCCACCAUGCGGGGCGAGCGCGCCGAGGUGCGGCGCCACGAGGACCAUCUCAUCACCGGCGGGGACUUCCACGGCAUCACCACCCAGCAGCUGGAGUUCACCGGGGAGAUGUCGGAGCGGCCCAGGCUGAUCCGCCGCAACACGUGGACCAAGCUGGAGGGGGACUUGACGACGGAGACCACCAGCCGGUCCGAGUUCAAGGGCUUCGAGCAGGUGACGAGGACCGAGUCGGUGCAGCGCCGCCAGGACAACCUCACCGUCGGCGGAGCGUUCCACGGCGUGACGCAGAGCAGAGAGGACUUCCCCGAGCGGUGGGCCGUCAAGCCGGAGAAGCCGACGCGGCGCGCCGACAACCUGGUGGCCGCGGUGGGGGAGUUCACGACGUCCACGAGCAGCGCGGAGGCCUUCACGGGGCAGCAGAGCACGACGCGCACCGAGGUGAAGCGGCGCCGCGACAACCUCACCACCGAGGGCAGCAUGACGUUCGAGUCGUCGUCGCGCACCGAGUUCACGCACAAGACGGCCGAGAAGGAGACCCCCAAGCGGCGGCGCACAUGGACCAAGCAGGACGGCGAGCGCCACUUCGAGACCACCAGCUCGGAGGAGUACCGCGCCACCACCACGGUGGACGCGCUCGACGCGCGCCAGGCGCAGAAGCGGCAGCACGACAACCUGCGCAUGGAGGGCGAGAUGACGGUGGCGCGCUCCAGGGACGACUACAAGGUCGUCAAGGGCGAACGCUUCGAUGUGCAGAGGCCCAAGGACAACCUCAAGCCCGAGGGCGAGUUCGAGAAGCGGCCGCGCAGGGACUUCAGCCCCGUCAAGGGCGACCGCGCCGAGGUCAAGAGGCCCAAGGACAACCUCAAGCCCGAGGGGGACUUCGUGCGUCCGCAGCGGGAGAGGGUGUCCCCGGGGGAGCGGCCCAAGCCCAUCAGGCCCCAGGACAACCUGCGCCAAGAGGGCGACUUCGAGCGGCCCUCCCAGCAGCCCUACGGCCCCGGGGACAGGGCCCCCAUCGUGAAGCACCCCGACAACCUGAGGCUGGAGGGGGACUUCCCGCAGCGAGAGAGAGAACCCGUCCGCCCGGGUGAGAGAGCCCCCAUCGUCAAGCACCCGGACAACUUGAAGCUCGAGGGUGAUUUCCCGCAGCGAGAGAGAACGCCGGUUAGGCCUGGUGAACGCGCUCCCAUGGUGAAACACCCUGACAACUUGAAAAUGGAGGGUGAUUUUCCUCAGCGCGAACGGACGCCGGUGAAGCCAGGUGAGAGAGCACCUAUUGUAAAGCACCCUGACAACUUGAAAAUGGAAGGCGAUUUCCCCCAGCGGGAGUACCAACCAGUGCGCCCUGGUGAAAGAGCGCCCAUGGUGAAGCACCCGGAUAACCUGAAAAUGGAAGGCGAUUUCCCGCAGAGGGAAAGAACGCCAGUAAGGCCUGGUGAACGAGCUCCCAUGGUGAAACACCCGGACAAUUUGAAAAUGGAGGGUGAUUUUCCACAGCGUGAACGGACACCCGUAAGGCCCGGCGAGAGAGCUCCGAUCGUCAAACACCCCGACAACUUGAAAAUGGAAGGCGAUUUCCCACAGCGGGAGUACCAACCAGUGCGCCCAGGUGAAAGAGCGCCUAUGGUGAAACAUCCAGAUAACUUGAAAAUGGAAGGUGAUUUCCCACAGCGGGAGUACCAACCAGUGCGCCCUGGUGAAAGAGCGCCCAUGGUGAAACACCCAGAUAACUUGAAAAUGGAAGGAGAUUUCCCACAGCGGGAGUACCAACCAGUGCGUCCUGGUGAAAGAGCACCCAUGGUGAAACAUCCCGACAACUUGAAAAUGGAGGGAGAUUUUCCACAGCGCGAAAGGACCCCAGUGAGACCAGGCGAGCGAGCUCCAAUCGUCAGACAUCCAGACAACUUGAAAAUGGAGGGUGACUUCCCACAGAGAGAGCUGCAACCCGUUCGGCCCGGAGAGAGAGCACCCAUGGUGAAACAUCCAGACAACCUGAAAAUGGAGGGAGACUUCCCUCAGCGCGAAUUGCAGCCAGUGCGUCCUGGUGAACGCGCCCCGAUCAUCAGACACACGGACAACCUGAAGACCGAGGGCGAGUUCUCCGAGUACCGGUCGCGCGACGACUACCAGGCCGUGCAGGCGGAGCGGCGGCAGACCGUCCGCCACGAGGACAACCUCCGCGUGGAGCAGGCCGAGUUCUACGACUCGCGCUCCAGCGACGACUACCGCUACCAGCGGGCCGAGAGGGUGACGCAGGUCCGGCACGAGGACAACCUCCGCCAGGAGGGCGAGUUCACGCAGCGGGAGGUGCAAACCGUGAAGCGUGGUGAAAUGCGGGCACCUAUCAGGCCGCAGGACAACCUGAAGCAGGAGGGCGACUUCGUCCGUCCGACUCCCGAACAAGUGCGGCCUGGUGAACGAGCGCCCGUGGUGAAACAUCCCGACAACCUGCGGAUGGAGGGAGACUUCCCGCAGAGACACCGAGAACCAGUGCGGCCUGGAGAGAGAGCGCCUAUCGUCAAACAUCCCGACAACUUAAAAAUGGAAGGGGACUUCCCACAGCGGGAAUACCAACCAGUGCGCCCUGGUGAAAGAGCGCCCAUGGUGAAACAUCCGGAUAAUUUGAAAAUGGAAGGCGAUUUCCCACAGCGGGAGUACCAACCAGUGCGCCCUGGUGAAAGAGCGCCCAUGGUGAAACAUCCCGACAACUUGAAAAUGGAAGGCGAUUUUCCACAGCGGGAGUACCAACCAGUGCGCCCUGGUGAAAGAGCACCCAUGGUGAAACAUCCCGACAACUUGAAAAUGGAAGGCGAUUUUCCGCAACGUGAGAGGACUCCAGUUCGGCCGGGUGAGCGAGCCCCAAUUGUUAAGCACCCAGAUAAUUUGAAAAUGGAAGGCGAUUUCCCGCAGAGGGAAAGAACCCCCGUGAGGCCUGGUGAACGAGCCCCCAUGGUAAAACACCCCGACAAUCUGAAAAUGGAGGGAGACUUUCCACAGCGGGAGUACCAACCCGUUCGCCCUGGUGAAAGGGCACCCAUGGUGAAGCAUCCGGACAAUUUGAAAAUGGAGGGCGACUUCCCGCAGCGUGAACGGACGCCGGUGAGGCCAGGUGAGAGAGCUCCGAUUGUGAAACAUCCUGACAACCUCAAGAUGGAGGGAGACUUCCCACAGCGUGAGCUGCAGCCUGUUCGCCCUGGUGAACGCGCCCCCAUGGUGAAGCACCCUGACAAUCUAAAAAUGGAGGGAGACUUCCCACAGCGGGAGCGAGAGCCUGUCCGCCCUGGUGAACGUGCACCAAUCGUAAAACACCCCGACAACUUGAAGAUGGAAGGGGACUUCCCUCAGCGAGAACGCACCCCAGUGCGACCUGGGGAACGCGCACCAAUGGUGAAGCACCCAGACAACCUUAAGAUGGAGGGCGACUUCACCCAACGCGAAAUAACACCAGUUAAACCUGGUGAGAGAGCGCCCAUGGUGAAGCACCCCGACAACCUCAAGAUGGAGGGAGAUUUCCCACAGCGCGAACGUGAACCUGUUCGUCCAGGUGAGCGAGCUCCGAUUGUGAGACAUCCAGAUAAUUUGAAGAUGGAAGGCGACUUCCCUCAGCGAGAACUGCAACCGGUGGGUCCUGGCGAGAGGGCACCCAUGGUGAGACAUCCCGACAACCUGAAAAUGGAGGGAGACUUCCCACAACGCGAAAGGACUCCAGUCAGGCCGGGCGAACGCGCUCCAAUCGUGAAACAUCCCGACAACCUCAAGAUGGAGGGAGAUUUCCCUCAGCGAGAGCUGCAGCCUGUACGGCCUGGUGAACGCGCCCCCAUGGUGAAACACCCCGACAACCUCAAGAUGGAAGGAGAUUUCCCACAGCGUCACUAUGAGCCAGUCCGCCCUGGUGAACGCGCCCCCAUGGUGAAACACCCGGACAACCUUAAGAUGGAAGGCGACUUCCCACAACGCGAAAGAACGCCAGUAAAACCAGGAGAACGAGCCCCGAUCGUAAAACAUCCCGACAACCUCAAGAUGGAAGGAGACUUCUCCCAGCGCGAGUUGCAGCCUGUACGACCUGGUGAAAGAGCACCCAUGGUGAAGCACCCUGAUAAUCUGAAAAUGGAAGGCGAUUUCCCUCAACGCGAGAGGACGCCCGUCAAACCUGGCGAGAGAGCACCUAUUGUGAAGCACCCCGACAACUUGAAAAUGGAGGGCGAUUUCCCACAGAGAGAGUUGCAGCCUGUCCGUCCCGGUGAAAGGGCACCCAUGGUGAAGCAUCCUGACAACCUAAAGAUGGAGGGUGAAUUCACGCAGAGAGAGCUACAGCCGGUACGGCCGGGAGAAAGAGCUCCCAUGGUGAAACACCCAGAUAAUCUGAAAAUGGAGGGAGACUUCCCACAACGCGAAAGGACUCCAGUGAAACCAGGCGAGCGCGCUCCAAUCGUCAAACACCCAGACAACCUCAAAAUGGAAGGCGACUUCCCGCAGAGAGAGUUGCAGCCAGUGCGUCCCGGAGAAAGAGCGCCCAUGGUGAAGCACCCCGACAACCUGAAGAUGGAGGGCGAUUUCACCCAGAGAGAACUCGAGCCAGUGCGUCCCGGUGAACGAGCACCUAUGGUGAGGCACGCGGACAACUUGAAGAUGGAAGGGGACUUUGCACAGCGGGAGGUGGUCACUGUCCAGCGUGGUGAAAGGGUGGCCGUGGUGAAACAUGAGGACAACCUCAAGACUGGCGGAGAGUUCACGGUGACGCGCACCCGCGAUGACUUCACUGGUGAACAGGCCGAGCGCCGCGAAGUCACCAUCCGAGAGGACAACCUGAAGACCGAGGGCGAGUUCACCGAGUACCGGUCGCGCGACGACUACCAGGCCGUGCAGGCGGAGCGGCGGCAGACCGUCCGCCACGAGGACAACCUCCGCGUGGAGCAGGCCGAGUUCUACGACUCGCGCUCCAGCGACGACUACCGCUACCAGCGGGCCGAGAGGGUGACGCAGGUCCGGCACGAGGACAACCUCCGCCAGGAGGGCGAGUUCACGCAGCGGGAGGUGCACACGGUGGUCCCUGCCGAAAUGCGGUCGCCCAUCAAGCCGCAGGACAACCUGAAGCAGGAAGUUGACUUCGAACGCCCGAAACCGCAGGCGGUGACCCCUGGCGAGCGGCCCAAGCCAGUAAAGCCCAAGGACAACCUUAAGCCCGAGGGCGACUUCGAGCGGCCGCAGCCACAAGAGGUGCGGCCCGGCGAGCGCGCGCCCAUCGUGAAGCACCCCGACAACCUCAAGAUGGAGGGGGACUUCCCGCAGAGGGAGCUGCAGCCGGUGAAGCAGGGGGAGCGCGCGCCGAUCGUCCGCCAUCCGGACAACCUGAAGCAGGAGGGAGACUUCGCGCAGCGGGAGCGGGAGGAGAUCAAGAAGGGGGAGCGUGCACCCAUCAUCAAGCACCCCGACAACCUCAAGAUGGAGGGCGACUUCCCUCAGAGGGAACUGACACCAGUAAGGCCGGGGGAGCGCGCCCCCAUGGUGAAGCACCCCGACAACCUCAAGAUGGAGGGCGACUUCGCGCAGCGGGAGAAGACCCCCGUGAGGCCCGGGGAACGCGCCCCCAUCGUGCGCCACCCGGACAACCUAAAGCAGGAGGGCGACUUCGCGCAGCGCGAGCGCGAAGAGAUCAAAAAGGGCGAACGCGCGCCCAUCAUCAAGCACCCCGACAACCUCAAGAUGGAAGGGGACUUCCCCCAGAGGGAGAGGACCCCGGUAAGGCCCGGAGAGAGGCCGCAGCCCGUCAAGCCCAAGGACAACCUCAAGCAGGAGGGCGACUUCGUGCGUCCGGAGCCGGAGCAGGUCCGGCCGGGUGAGCGUGCGCCCAUCGUCAAGCACCCCGACAACCUGAAGAUGGAGGGCGACUUCCCGCAGAGAGAACUGCAGCCAGUUCAGCCCGGCGAGCGCGCACCCAUCAUCAAGCACCCCGACAACCUGAAGAUGGAGGGUGAUUUCCCUCAGAGAGAACUGCAGCCAGUUCAGCCCGGCGAGCGCGCACCCAUCAUCAAGCACCCCGACAACCUCAAGAUGGAGGGUGACUUCGACCGCCCCGAGAAGGUCCCCGUCGGUCCCGGAGGCCGGGCGCCCAUUGUUAAGCAUCCCGACAACCUCAAGCUGGAAGGCGACUUCGACCGCCCCGAAAAGUCCCCGGUUGGGCCCGGAGGUCGUGCGCCCAUUGUCAAGCACCCCGACAACCUCAAGAUGGAGGGUGAUUUCCCUCAAAGGGAACUGCAGCCGGUUCAGCCCGGUGAGCGUGCACCCAUCAUCAAGCACCCCGACAACCUGAAGAUGGAGGGCGACUUCCCCCAGAGAGAACUGCAGCCGGUUCAGCCCGGUGAGCGCGCACCCAUCAUUAAGCACCCCGACAACCUCAAGAUGGAGGGUGACUUCGACCGCCCCGAGAAGGUCCCCGUGGGUCCAGGAGGCCGCGCACCCAUCGUGAAGCACCCCGACAACUUGAAGAUGGAGGGUGACUUCGCGCAGCGCGAGAGGACACCAGUGAAGCCCGGAGAAAGAGCCCCUAUCGUCCGCCGGCCCGACAACCUCAAGCCUGAAGACGGUGAGUUCACCAAGCGAGAGAAGUCCCCCGUGCGCCCAGGAGAACGCGCUGCCAUCGUGAAGCACCCCGACAACCUCAAGAUGGAGGGCGACUUCACGAAGCGUGAGCUGGUGCCCGUGCAGCCCGCAGAGAGAACCACGAUCGUCCGCCACGACGACAACCUGCGCGUGGAGGGCGACUUCGUGGACCACCGGUCCCGCGACGACUACCAGGCCGUCACCACGGAGCGCACCAAGGCGGUGCGCCACGAGGACAACCUCCGCGUGGAGCAGGCUGAGUUCACCGCCACGCGUUCCAGCGACGAGUACCGGCACGCCACGGCCGAGCGCGUGGAGGUGGUGCGCCACGAGGACAACCUGCGCAUGGAGGGCGAGUGGAACAUGCAGCGCAGGGACGACUUCGUGGCCGUCAAGGGCGAGCGCUCCGAGAUCCGCCGCCACGAGGACAACCUGCGCAUGGAGGGCGAAUUCGUGCAGCGCGAGCGCGAGGAGGUGAAGAGGGGGGAGCGGGCCACCAUCGUCAGGCACAACGACAACCUCAAGCUGGAGGGAGACUUCGAGCGGCCCGAGAAGGCGCCGGUCGGGCCGGGAGGCCGAGCUCCCAUCGUGAAGCACCCCGACAACCUGAAGAUGGAGGGAGACUUCGCCCAGCGAGAGAGAGACGAGAUCAAAAAGGGCGAGCGAGCGCCGAUCGUGAAGCACCCCGACAACCUGAAGCAAGAGGGCGACUUCGAGCGGCCCCUCAAGGAGAAGCCGCAGCCGGGCGAGCGCGCCAACAUCAUCAAGCACCCCGACAACCUGAAGCUCGAGGGAGACUUCGACCGCCCCGAGAAGUCGCCGGUUGGGCCGGGGGGCCGCGCCCCCAUCGUGAAGCACCCCGACAACCUGAAGCUCGAGGGCGACUUCGACCGGCCCGGCAAGGAGAACGUCGGACCCGGCGGCAGGGCCCCGAUUGUGAAGCACCCCGACAACCUGAAGCUCGAGGGCGACUUCGACCGGCCACAAAAGCAAGCUCCUGGCACGCCCGACCGCGCCAAGGUGGUCAAACGGCCCGACAACUUGAAGCUGGAGGGCGACUUCGACCGACCCAAGAAGUCCCCGGUCGGCCCCGGCGGCCGCGCACCCAUCGUCAAGCACCCCGACAACCUGAAGCUCGAGGGAGGUUUCGACCGGCCGGAGAAAUCGCCAGUCGGGCCCGGUGGCCGCGCCCCCAUAGUGAAGCACCCCGACAACCUGAAGCUGGAGGGCGGCUUCGACAGGCCCAGCAAGGACAAACCAGGCCAGCCGGACCGAGCUCAAAUCAUCAAGCGCCCUGACAACUUAAAACUGGAGGGUGAUUUUGACCGUCCACCGAAGUCCCCCGUUGGUCCCGGUGGCCGCGCCCCCAUCGUCAAACACCCCGACAACCUCAAGAUGGAGGGCGACUUCGAGCGUCCGCAGAAGUCCCCCGUUGGCCCCGGCGGCCGCGCCCCCAUCGUCAAGCACCCCGACAACCUCAAGAUGGAGGGCGACUUCGCCAAGCGGAAGGUGGAGGUGGUGGGGCCCGGCGAGCGCGCCGAGGUGGUCCGCCGCCAGGACAACCUCAAGAUGGAGGGCAAGUUCGAGAGCAGGCACACCGAGGUGAUCCCCACCAAGGGCGAGCGCGCCACCGUGCGUAGGCCCGAGGACAACCUCAAGCUGGGCGGCACCUUCCAGGCGGAGACGACGCUCAAGUCCGAGUUCAAGGCCACCAAGGGCGAGCGCGCCGAGGUGCGCAGGCACGAGGACCAGCUCAAGAUGAACGGCGGCAAGAUGGAGUCGCAGACCACCAGCAAGGAGACCUUCGUCCAGAGGGUGGAGUCACCGUCCAAGACGCAGGUCGCCCGCCGCCACAUGGACUCGCAGAUCUCGCUGGGCCAAGAGACCGUCGCCAUGGAGACCAAGGCCUCGAGAGCCUCCAAGGCGCACAAGGACUCGACCUCCAAGACGACCAGCCGCACGUCGACGGACACCAAGGUGCUGGCGGACGGCACGAAGGUGACGGUGACGCGCACGGAGCACGAGACGCGCACCGCGGGCGAGGUGAAGACCGCCUCGCAGCAGCACGAGUCCAAGGCCACCAUGGAGACGUCCUCGACGUCCUCCAGCAGGCAGCAGGAGCAGCGCCAGCGGACGCACGCCGUCAGCAGCGAGUUCAAGCAGGCCCUGAGCGGCGAGGCCUUCCAGGAGAGCCCCGGCUCGCCCGCCGGCCAUCAGCGUCGCAACGUCAUCACCGCCGAGGCCGUGACCAACCAGGUGCUGCACCGCAAGGGGGCCACCACGUCCACCGAGGCCCUGCACACCAGCUCCACCGCGGCCUCGGCCCAGCGCAAGAGCAUCUGCAGCCUGGACCAGAGCGGCCAGUACAUCAGCGGCUCCAGCCAGAGCCAGGACAGGCGCAGCCUGAGCGCACUCCACCGCCAGCAGCAGGAGCAGCACCAGCACCAGCAGUCCCGGCAGGAACACCACCAGCAGUCAAGACAGGAACACCACCUGCAGUCCCGGCAGGAACACCAGCAGUUCCGCCAGGAACACCAUCAGCAGUCAAGGCAGGAACACCAUCAGCAGUCAAGGCAGGAACACUACCAGCAGUCCCGGCAGGAACACCACCAGCAGUCAAGGCAGGAGCACCACCAGCAGUCCCAGCAGAUGCGGCAGGAGCUUCACCAGCAGCAGCAGCUACAGCUGCGCCAGGAGCAGCAGAUGCGGCAGCAGGUGGUGCAGUCGCAGCAGCAGAGUCAGCAGCAGAGCCAGCAGACCCACCAACGCCGCUCGUGGUCGUCGAGCAUGCAGCAGGACCAGAUUCGCAUUGGCGGAAGCAUCAUUGGCCAACAACAGAUCGAGAGCCGGUCGUACGGCAGCCCCUCGCUGCCGCUGGCAGUGGCGGGGGUGUCGUCGGCGCAGCUCAACCAGCGCUCCUUCGGCACGCGGAGGGCCAACGCCUCCAGCAUCUCCACCAUCCUGGCGGACAGCAGCACCACCAGCAGCAGCACGCGCGUCACCUCGCUGUACAAGGCGGAGUACGAGCCCCGCGUGGUGGGCCCCUGCCCCGCGGCGCGCCUGGCCGCCGCCGCCGACCCCGCCCCCUUCAGGCACACCCGCGACACCAAGGCGCACCGCUUCUUCCUGCCCACCGUGUCCAACUGACCCCGGCCGUCCCGGCCGUCCGCGGCGCCUGCCUCUCCCUGGCGUGACCCCGGCGCCCUCCGCCAGGACGCACUGUGCCGCAUCACCGUGCUCCUGAGGGCAGGAUGAGGCCCACGUCUCGCUUCUGGAGGGUUGUUCCCGAGAGGCGUUGCAUCUCUCUCACUCGGAACUACUGUCUUGCAGACUUUUGCUGCGAUGGUUUGCAACCGACUGCUCACGUUUCACUUGUGACUGAGUUUUUAAAAAAAGUGCCAACGUGCUUCCAGAAAUGUUUGUAAAUUAGUUGUUAGACUUGUGGAGUUGUUAUUCCAUUUAACUGACGAGUGUGGCGUUUCUGCAAUUCGCGUAAACGACACUCAUCAGGGCUUAGAAGUAUUUUGAAAACUUUUUACUUUUGCUUAGUUUUAUGAGUAAGUUUGGAGCCUCACUUUUAUACUUGCCCUGGAUCAUGAAAAAAUACUUCAUGUAUCCUAUGUGUAUAAAAUAUUCUCUGGAGAAUUUUUGGAUCUGUGCCAGGCUGUUCUCAGAACACUGCAAUUAUUUAUUAGAAACUAACAUGGUGUUCUGAAGGUGUUAAAAUGCAGAAGUAGAGCUUUUAGUUUUACUUGCACUGUAUUUUGCAUCCACAUCAGCAAACAGGACGAGGUCACAAUGUGACCAAUAUGCAUGGACUUUUGCAUGCUGCAAUUUUUUGACUGCUUUUGGUAUUUUAAGAAUGCGAAAAAUGGUGAAUGUGAUAUAAAGGCUUGUAAUUUUCUAGGUACUUUUCAUACUUUUGUAACAUUUUAAUUCAGAAACUAGAUGUGACUUUUCAAGAUGAGCCCGAAUUGAUCUGUGAUACAAAAGUUGAAAUUUAUAGUCCCUUUAGGGAAGUGACAACAUAAGCAUCAAGUAGCAAGUGCCAUAUUGGAUGCCCAGAGUCAUCAAGUCAGUUACCCAACUUUUUCUACCAGGCAGCUCAAGAUACAUUCCCUCUUUAACAUGGUGCUAUUUUUAUUUAUUUUCAAAAUCACUUUUCUGUGAUUUAAAGAGAACUUUCUUUCUUCAAAUAUACCUUAUGAAAGAGUGCACUAUUUUUAUGAGUUGUACAGUAGUUCUCAUGAAAGUAUUUUUGGACAAGUAAUGCCACUUUGAACUAUUUUGACAGUGAUAACUGCUAUCAUUUUUCAAAGUUUAUUUUGUUAUCAUGCAUAAUAUUUAUUUUCAUACUCAAUUUUUUUUUAUUUUCUCUCGUAUUUUCAUUUCACUUCUUUAUUGUUUCUGUUUAGGUUGUUUUAAUUUAUGCAUUUCAUUUGCUUAUGCCUUUGUAACUUUCAUUUUUGUUUUUGCUAUGCCCCCACAAUGCCCCCAUGUAGUUUGUUUUCAUUAAUAAAAAUAUUCUAUUCAACAA
Thrips palmi is the source of this 14049-nucleotide messenger RNA. RefSeq lists its product as uncharacterized. Gene Ontology annotation, biological process: microtubule anchoring. Gene Ontology annotation, molecular function: microtubule binding. The coding region runs from base 186 to 12659 and encodes 4157 amino acids. The record is from RefSeq and is a predicted model, not a curated record. The transcript has 6 exons. Gene Ontology annotation, cellular component: axonemal microtubule; centriole; sperm flagellum. Lineage: Eukaryota; Metazoa; Arthropoda; Insecta; Thysanoptera; Thripidae.